This is a messenger RNA of Lolium perenne, 910 nucleotides long. Lineage: Eukaryota; Viridiplantae; Streptophyta; Magnoliopsida; Poales; Poaceae. The record is from RefSeq and is a predicted model, not a curated record.
AUCUGUUUACAUUGCAUACUAAUAAACCACUCUUUUCAUUGUGUUUGCAGGUGAUUGAAACAUGCCGCCAAGAAAAAGAAAGGGAGGUUUCAAAAAGAAGAUCAAGGCCGUGGCUGAGCUUGUGGGACUUUCGAGUGGUUCGUCGUCGCAGACACGUCCUCCUAGCGCUCCUCCUAGCCCUCCACCACGGAGGAAGAAUGCCCAGCCACGGCGACUUCGUACCCCUUCUCCUAGUCCUCCCCCAGCCGAGGAUGAUGACGAGGAGCAGUGGGGUGGGGAGGACGAGGAGGACGGUGAGGAGCACGGUGGGCAGGACGAGGAGGCCGGUGGGGAGGACGGUGGGGAGGACGGUGGGGAGGACAGUGGGGAGGACGGUGGGGAGGACGGUGGGGAGGACGGUGGGGAGGACCUCGAGGAGGAUGAGGGGCUGGGGGGUAUGCCGCAGGAGCUAGACCCGACCCUAGUUUGGUCUCCGCCGGUGGAGGAGGUGUACGUUGCAGCCGAGGAGAGGCUGGAACCACGGGACAAGAAGCCGUAUAGGCGCGGGAUUACGAAACUCCCCAAGCUAAAAACUUGGGCCUUCCGCGAUGUUGUUCUCGUGCCCGCUGGAAAGAGCAUGUUCAAGUAUGGCGACCCGAGGAGGAAGCCGACACGUGAGUACCCGAACAUCCUUGGAGGCAUAAUUAGGAAGCAUUUCCCUGGGAUUGUCAAUCUCCCUACUGGUGGCCGCGACGUGGCUUGGACUUGGAAGCACUACAGCUACGCGGAAGAUCCUAGCGGCAAGUACGGAAACAUGCAAGAGCGGGUUGUCCGCCACUUCUGGAAAUACUUCAAGAGGGCUGAGGGCAAGGAAAUUGCGUGCGACGUUAUCUUACACGAGUUGUGCAGGGUGAGGGUGGACCGGUAUUAG